Molecule: messenger RNA, 1136 nt
Organism: Tarenaya hassleriana
Lineage: Eukaryota; Viridiplantae; Streptophyta; Magnoliopsida; Brassicales; Cleomaceae
Exons: 2
Coding region: 50-1081 (343 amino acids)
Source: RefSeq, a predicted model, not a curated record
UAUAUAAAUAAGAGGGGGAGAGAAUAGACGUGAGUCACCAACAAAAGCAAUGGCGUUGUCCAACAACUCCUCGGCCAAAGUGGGAGCGGCCGUCGUACUCCUCAUCACCGGCGUCCUCUACCUCUGCUUCUGGUUACGUGAUCCGCUCAUCAUUUCUCUCCAACACAGUUCUACGACCACUAUUGAUGACUUGGAGGCAGCGUUGCAGAGAGCGGCCUCCGGGAACAACAAAACGGUGGUGAUUGCAGUCGUCAACAAGGCGUACGUGGAAAAGAGCGGCUCAUCAACCUCCACGAUGCUCGAUCUGUUCCUCGAGAGCCUGUGGGAAGGAGAAGACACGAGGCACCUCCUCGACCAUCUCAUGUUGGUCGCGGUCGAUCAGACGGCCUACGAUCGCUGCAGGUUCCUCAGGCUUCAUUGCUACAGGCUCGAGUCCGCGGAUCAACAGCAUCUCGAUUUUUCCGGAGAGAAGGUUUACAUGUCCCCCGAUUUCAUUCAGAUGAUGUGGAGGCGGACUCUCUUCCUCCUCCACGUCCUUCGGCGCGGCUACAGCUUUGUUUUCACGGACACGGACGUGAUGUGGCUGAGGAACCCCUUCUCACGGCUAAACAAUAACGAUACCGUGGAUCUCCAGAUAAGCGUGGAUAGCCGAGCUGGUCAUUUCAUCAACACCGGUUUCUACCACAUAAGAUCAAACAACAAGACCAUCUCCCUCUUCGAAAAAUGGUACAGCAUGAGGGACAACUCCACCGGAAUGAAGGAACAAGACGUCCUCAAAAGUCUCCUCGACGCGGGAUUCUUCGACACCCUUGGCCUCUCUGUCAACUUCCUAGACACCGUUCAGUUCAGUGGGUUCUGCCAAGAUAGCCCCGAUUUUGGGGCAGUCACCACAGUCCACGCCAACUGCUGCCGUCACAUUCCCGCCAAGGUCGCUGACCUGACAGCAGUUCUCCGCGACUGGAAACGCUAUAAAACUGCAAUGGUUUCACGCCACAAGGCCAAACAGUUGAGAUUCCGGUGGACUCCCCAUGCCAAUUGCUGGGGUUCAUGGAACGACACGCACUAUAAUCCCCAACAAUGACCAGUCUAUUUGUUAAACAUGUCUAAUGCACAGUCGCACAUGUUCUGCAACAUAA